Molecule: messenger RNA, 597 nt
Organism: Metarhizium acridum CQMa 102
Lineage: Eukaryota; Fungi; Ascomycota; Sordariomycetes; Hypocreales; Clavicipitaceae
Source: RefSeq, a predicted model, not a curated record
AUGAUUCGGGCUGCAUGGCAACUGAGCAGACACUAUUGCCAUAAUUCUCAACCCGAAGUUGUACGACCUUUGGCGUUCGACUUACACGAACCGCCAAAGCCAAAAGUAAAUGAAACAACCUCGCCCAUACUCUUCCUGCAUGGACUUUUUGGUUCUAAGAAGAACAACAGAGGAAUCAGCAAAGCAAUCGCUCGCGAUUUGGGCAGAUACGUAUAUGCAUUGGACCUGAGAAAUCAUGGGGAAUCUCCGCAUAAUCAGCGGCAUGAUUACCUCUCGAUGGCAGAAGAUGUCUCGUCAUUUAUCAAGGACAAAAUGCUUACUGACGUUAGUAUUAUCGGCCAUUCAAUGGGUGCAAAGACGGCCAUGACGCUUGCUCUUCGCUCUCCGGAAAUGGUAUCAAAUGUGGUGGCAGUUGACAAUGCCCCUGUUGAUGUUGCAUUGAAUGGUGACUUCGCCAAAUACAUCAGGGGAAUGAAGAUGAUUCAAGGUGCCAAAAUUUCUCGCCAAGCCGAGGCCGACGCAAUUUUACAGAAUUUCGAAGAGGUACCAUCCCUAUCGCAUACACCCCUCUACCAAGGAGAUCGCUUGCCAAUCUAG